AUGACUCGAUCCGAGAAGCGUUUGCGGCGAUUCGGCAAUCAGCACUAUGAGCGAUUGAAGAAGACGUGCGUCUCGAAGCGAAAUCUCUUCGUCGACACACUUUUUCCGCCGACGAAUCAGUCGUUGUUUUUGGAUGAGCGACGCAGUUCCGACAUCGUCUGGAAAAGACCUGGGGAGCUUCAUGAGAAUCCGCAUUUGUUCGUCGAAGGCGCCUCGGCAAACGACGUGACGCAGGGGAUCCUCGGUAAUUGCUGGUUCGUUUCAGCGUGCUCGGCGUUGACACACAACCAGAAGCUGCUGGACCGUGUCAUACCCGACGCCGAUCGCCAGGAAUGGUCGACGAAGGAGCCGUACGCCGGCAUUUUUCGCUUCCGCUUCUGGAGAUUCGGCCAAUGGGUCGAGGUGGUUGUCGAUGAUCUGCUGCCGACGAGAGAUGGCAAAUUGCUGUUCGCUCGCUCAAAAACCCCCAACGAAUUCUGGUCGGCUCUUCUCGAAAAAGCGUUCGCCAAAUUAUAUGGCUGCUAUGAGAAUCUUGUCGGCGGCCAUCUUUCAGACGCCCUUCAAGAUGUUUCCGGUGGUGUUGCCGAGACAGUCAACGUCAAGAAGUUCUUAAAAGACGAUUUGAACGACAACAAGCUUCUACUCUUCAACAACCUCAAAAACGCAUUCGACGACGGCGCUCUGACGGUGGCCGCGAUCGCGGCUCGAACGAAGGAAGAAGUCGAAGAAUCGCUCACCUGCGGAUUGGUCAAAGGCCAUGCUUAUGCCGUCACAGCCGUUCUCACCGUGGAUCUCGACGCUCAGAAAGGGCUCACUUCGUAUCUGCUAGGCACAAAACGCAAGCAGAAUCUCAUACGACUUCAGAAUCCUUGGGGCGAAAAGGAAUGGAAUGGGGCAUGGAGUGAUAAUAGCAUCGAGUGGCAGAAUGUACCAACCCAAAGUGUGAAGAAAUCGAUGGGUAUCAGUGUUGAGGAGGACGGCGACUUCUGGAUGCCCUGGGAGUCGUUCGUUCAGUACUUCACCGAUAUUUCGAUUUGCCAGUUAUUCAAUACAAGCUUUUUCUCGACAUCCCCCAGAUAUCAUGAGAAGAUCAUCUUUUCCGAGUGGAGUUUGAAUGGAAAGAAAAGCGGCGCGCCGGAUGACCGAGCUGGCGGUUGUUUGAACUUUCAAGCCACAUUCUGCAGCAAUCCACAGUACUGUUUCGACAUCGAUUCGGAAGGCGGCACUAUAAUAUUUGCGUUGACUCAACGCGAUCCAAGCGAGGGAAUCAAGAAGCGCGAGCCGUUCGUAACGAUCGGAAUGCACGUGAUGCGCGUCGAGAACAACCGUAGGCAUCGAGUGCAUCAGGCGAUGGCGCAGGUGGCGACGUCGGAAUACGCGAGCGCCCGAUCCGUCUACAUGCAUCUCAACAAGCUGCCACUCGGUCGCUACGUUCUCGUUCCGACGACGUUUGCUCCAAAAGAGCAGACGCAAUUCAUGCUUCGCGUCUAUUCCGAGAGAAAUGUCAACUUCAAAGAGCUCACGAAACAUUCGCCAAAACUCGGAAUUUGCUCGUGCAAAUCGGCACCAAGUGUCACCAGAAUCACCAUCCAUCGAGCCGAGCUCAAUUUGAAAAAGCUCGAGACAUAUGUCAUCGUCAAAUCUUCAAAGAAGGCCUACCGAACUGGAAAUCGGGAGGGAAUCGAGCCCGAGUGGGAUGAGAACUUCGUCUUCCACCGACUGAAAAGCCGUCAAGAGUACAAAAUCGAGGUGUGGGAACAUCACAGCCUAGCUCGAGACGUGAUCAUCGGCCAAACGAAUAUCAUAGCGCUGAUCGACAACGAGAAUCGCGAGUCGAUGUACGAGAUAAAGGAUCCGAAUGGGAAUUCGGUUGGCCGAAUCACAAUCACAAUAUCCGCGUUCGACGAUCCCAUGUAUCUCUAA
Messenger RNA from Caenorhabditis bovis, 1923 nucleotides. The record is from the annotation of a GenBank genome assembly. Lineage: Eukaryota; Metazoa; Nematoda; Chromadorea; Rhabditida; Rhabditidae.